This is a messenger RNA of Aspergillus ochraceoroseus IBT 24754, 1220 nucleotides long. Its product is annotated as TFIIH/NER complex subunit TFB4. The transcript has a single exon. NCBI's taxonomy places the organism in Eukaryota, Fungi, Ascomycota, Eurotiomycetes, Eurotiales, Aspergillaceae. Gene Ontology annotation, cellular component: transcription factor TFIIH core complex; transcription factor TFIIH holo complex. The record is from RefSeq and is a predicted model, not a curated record. Gene Ontology annotation, biological process: regulation of DNA-templated transcription; nucleotide-excision repair. The coding region runs from base 8 to 1195 and encodes 395 amino acids.
UAGGUCAAUGGAAUUAAUUCUAGAUCCCGCACCGUCUCUUCUCACUGUCAUUAUCGAUACAAACCCCCACGCCUGGGCUCUGCUCGAGCAAAACGACAAGAACCCGCUGCCCUUCUCCACGGCCCUUGCCAACAUCCUCGUCUUUCUGAAUGCGCACCUCGCUUGCAAUUACGCAAACGAGGUCGCGGUUGUUGCUUCGCAUAGUCACAAAGCGGCCUGGCUGUACCCCUCUGCUUCGUCUUCGGUAACACCGACAGACUCAGACGGCGAUGUCGCCAUGACGGUAGGCGUCAACGGGGGCGCGAAUGGCAACAGCAACGCCCAAGGCACACCAGUAAACAAAUACCGCCCGUUCCGGAUCGUAGAGGAACAAGUUACAUCGAAUCUCCACCGGCUCAUGGAAUCUACAAAAAGUACAGACGUGGACAGCUCCACAUCUACGAUGAUGGCCGGCGCCCUCACGCUUGCCCUUAGCUAUAUCAACCGGCGCACCAUCGCCUGGGCCGAAGCGCACGGCGGCGACACAACAGCCGAUUCAGCAACCGGUAGCUCUCGACGCACUGCAGCCCCAGCCCCAGCACCAGUGGCACCACCACCACCACCAACAACAGGCGCAGCAGCUGCACAUCCCAACUCCCCCGCGGAAGGCGGCCUCCAAUCCCGCAUCCUGAUCAUCUCCGUCAGCAGCGCCACCGGUUCCGCACACCAAUACAUCCCCAUCAUGAACGGCAUCUUUGCAUGCCAACGCCUCCACAUCCCCAUCGACGUGUGCAAGCUCAGCGGUGACGCUGUCUUCCUCCAACAAGCCUCCGACGCCACAAAGGGCAUCUACAUGUCUCUCUCCCAACCCCGUGGCCUCCUCCAAUACCUCAUGAUGGGCUUUCUUCCCGACCAGCGAUCCAGAGGUCACCUUGUUCUCCCCACCCGCGUAGAUGUGGACUUCCGCGCCGCUUGCUUCUGCCAUCGACGCGUCGUGGAUAUCGGGUUCGUCUGCUCCAUCUGCCUGAGUAUUUUCUGUGAGCCCCCGGAGAACGAAGACUGUCUGACCUGCGGAACCCAUUUGGAUAUGGGUGACUACGGCGCGAAACCGGCCGUAGUUUCGCGGAAGAAGAAGAAGAAGAAGAAGGUUCGUGCGAACGGGGUUUCAGGCACGCCAACCCCGACCGCGACGCCCACUCCGACCCCGGGCCCAUGAUUUUUUUUUUUUUUUUUUUUUUUUU